GUAUUAAUGACAACCUUGAAUGCAAACCAACCUUACAAAAUAAACUUGAGCUGAAAGUUACUUCUCAGUCUCAAAUGACAUUAAAUGGGACAUCACUCUGUGUCAAUGUAAAUGAAGACAUAACAGAUAUGCCAAUGAACUUUAAUUUAAAUCAGACUGAGUGUAUUUGUCAAGUACUCUAUAAUAACCAGGAAACUGAUAGGUUGAAGACAUUUCUCUCGAAAAUAUCAACGACUACAAUGUAUCAUAACAAUGAAGUCAUUGUGAAAUGCAGAGCACUAGUUUUAUUUGUCAAUAAAGAAUUUACCGAAUUAUUCAAAAUUUUAAAUAAUUUUCCAUUUAGUGUUUGUAAUCACAAUGAAAUGCAAAAUUUAUGGUAUCAAGCUCAAUAUGCACAAAUAGAGAUAUCACGUGGUCAUCAGUUGAACGCUGUAGCCAAAUAUCGUAUACGUAAGAAAUUCCCACCACCGAACACAAUAUGGGAUGGAGAUGAGGUGACGUAUUAUUUUAAAGAUAAAUCAAGAAAUUAUUUAGCUGAACAGUUUGCGCACAAUCCAUAUCCGUCUAUUAUGGAAAAACAUUUCAUGGCUAAGAACAGUGGUCUUACUAUAACACAAGUAUCAAAUUGGUUUAAGAAUAGAAGACAACGUGAUAAAACUCUUAAUAACUUUAAAAGUAGAUGUAUAACCCAGAAUGGAUUGAGUUACAUUCAACCAACUGAUUUCGAGGUGUCGACAGAGUUCCAUGAACACUUUGAACAGAAUACUGAUACACCACUGUAUGAUGCAAAAUUUCUUGAGACAGCUUGUUCCGAUUCCAGCAAAUCCUAUUUUGAUUAUGAAAGAGAACCUCAAGAUCGUGAUUUCAACUCCCAUUGCCAUCAAAGUGGAAAUUUUUCUUCUUCAUUUUCUCACCUAAACUCUUCAGAUGAAGAUUUUUCUGUUGCAAGUAUAAAAUACAACUAG
Schistosoma mattheei is the source of this 965-nucleotide messenger RNA. Lineage: Eukaryota; Metazoa; Platyhelminthes; Trematoda; Strigeidida; Schistosomatidae. The record is from the annotation of a GenBank genome assembly.